This is a messenger RNA of Fomitopsis serialis, 2370 nucleotides long. RefSeq lists its product as uncharacterized. Bases 1 to 2370 code for a protein of 789 amino acids. The record is from RefSeq and is a predicted model, not a curated record. Lineage: Eukaryota; Fungi; Basidiomycota; Agaricomycetes; Polyporales; Fomitopsidaceae. The transcript is spliced from 3 exons.
AUGACGAUCGACUUUAAGCAUAAAUUCAAGAAUUUCGCAAGCCUGUUGCGUGGCAAUAGUGGCCCGCUGGUCGCUGAUCACCAUGUUACACCUACCGAUCUGAAGCGCAAGUUCGCGGCAUUACUCGAUUACAGUGAGAAGAAGAUCACAACACUCUUCAACCACAAGGACCAUCAGAACGUCCCAAUCGCUGUCCAACUCCUCCUGUCACUCAAGAAGCUCGCUUUGGUCGAAGGCUUCACCAAUGCUGUCGAGAAUCGCCCACUUGCAUUGCUCGGACACUUUGUAGGCUACCUUGUCGAGCCUUUCAUCACACCAACUCUUUCACUCUCGGAACAGCUGACGAUGCUCUCUGCUGCUGCACAUCUGUGCUGUCUACUCUAUCGUCGAAAUCGGACGUCAUUCUGUCCUGGGCAGUGGUACUACGACAUGCAGACAUUCAUCAAGAAUAUCUUCUGGACCACUGCGAAGAUGAAGCUGCUCUGCCCGGAUGGCGAACUCUUCAUAGGACAGGACGGCACUGAUCGCCUCGAGGGGAACUUUGGCACGUACCGUGACAUGUACAGCGCCCAUAACGUCGACAUUCUCGAGCUAUCACAGCGAGCUGCGACUGCUGCAAACGUAUGUCGCAUCCUUGCUAAGCAUCCUACAUGGGAUCGCGGCCACCGGCGCCUCCGGCUCGAGGGUGCGGAGGGCGUAGAUCAUACAAACCCGAAGUCUUGGAUGGGCGAUGUACGAGUGGCGUCGGUGAGCCUGUUGACAGUAUGGCAAGCUGGUGCCCGCAACGUCACCAAGCUCCUUCGAUCCUUGCAUAUUGAACUUGAGCAGCUGCCUGACGAUAUUGACCUGCUCCGACCAUUUGGGAAGGAUGCUGGCUAUGUCGGGUUGAACGAGGACUUUGAUUGGGACUCUCUGCAUGGUGUCGAGCAGGCCGCGUCGCAACCAAGACGAACAACACUGCCCUCUGCUGACGAAGAGAAUUGUCAAGUCGAGUUAGUGGACCUCUUACCAGAGGUUGGGGAUCGCGACUUGGAUGCGUCCCGCAAGGACAGCUCGCACUGGCUUGCAGUCGAUGGCCAAGACGUGCACAAAGCGGCAGCAAUUCGCUACUUCCUUAUGACAGAUGACGGCCGAAAAUCCACAGACCGGCUUGCUCGUGUGCAAGGCGUGAAGAAAGUGCGCACGUUCUCGCGCAAUCCGCCGCCUCCAAAGGAUGACGACGACUCUAUUAUCGGCGACCGAUUCCUCAUUGGCCAGUUCUGUGCUACAUUCAUACGGGUUCAAAAUACAGCUGCACUCGCCAUUAUCCGUGUUACUACCAUCCGCAAGACAUCCGGGGCUUCUGUCGACUCGAUCCCACUCGCUGAUUUCGCCAGCUCAUCAGGCAUCACAUUUGUCGGCCAAGUAUUACAGCUUACCCAAGACUCAUCGACCUCAACAUGGUCCUGGACAGGCAGCUACGAGUCAUUCAAUGCUACUGAUGGCGGUGAGACGGCCGCGAUCACUGCAUCGAAGAAGUCUGCCCUUCUAGAGCUACCUGCACAUCUCACCGAGUGCGUGAAGCCCACGCUGGAGCAGCAAACAUCCGGCAGCGAUGUAUACGCGUGGAAAUUCACAUCUAUAACCCUGUCAGCCCUAUCCGAGUUCAUGUGGGACCGUGUCAAGUCAUACCAGCACCUCAUACCAUCUCGAGCGCCGACGCCGACGUUCCCCAUGCGAUCGUCCGGGAGCCCUGAUUUCGCCUUCACCAGUCAAGAGGGCUCGAUGGCACUAGCGGCGGGACCUCAGGAAGGGUUUGCGACGUGCUUCCUGUGCGGAGAAACAGUUGCAAUCAAGAAGAUGCGCGAUCAUGUCGGUGCUCACCUUCUCGCCAAGUUGUUGUGCCUUCGUGACUCUCGCAAGUUAGUGUCUCCUAUUGGAGACAUGCCGUGCGGGUACUGCGGCCGAUCCGGGACAUGCACAACGAAGCUGAAGAAGACAAAACACGCUUUCAAGGCCGAGUCAAACUGUAUCUUCUGGAACUCUUUCAAUAUCGCAUCAGCGGAGACACCCACGCAAACGGGCCCCAGUACCAACCGACCUGUGGUAUGCAAACCGUGCGAGGAACGUCGUCCGCCACAGAAAGGCCCGAAUAUCGAUGACGACAUUGUGUUUUGGUCCUACAACAUGCCGAAACACGUCAAGACGCAUCACGCGAACAUUCAGCUGAGCGAGGAAUUCGAGCGUUCAUUCGCAUUUGGGUCGCGCAACGAGCGCAUCUAUCUGAAGCUGGAGAAAGGAAAGCCUGACGAGACGGAUAAGGGUAUGAAAAAGCGACGUGCACAGAACUCAGGCGAGGGCUCCUCUGCGAAGAAGGCGCGACAUUCAUGA